Messenger RNA from Phycomyces blakesleeanus NRRL 1555(-), 816 nucleotides. RefSeq lists its product as hypothetical. The record is from RefSeq and is a predicted model, not a curated record. NCBI's taxonomy places the organism in Eukaryota, Fungi, Mucoromycota, Mucoromycetes, Mucorales, Phycomycetaceae. The transcript is spliced from 6 exons. Bases 1 to 816 code for a protein of 271 amino acids.
AUGCACAUCUUUACUGUCCAAAAUGGAUUUGCUACAACAUUCUGCAAAAGAAAAUCAUUUAAUUCGCAUUGUGGUACAGAUCACACCCACAUAUCUCAAAAAGAUGAUCAUGUACCUGAUCAAUCCUUAGUUCAGUUGAUCAAAAAAGCUAUUGAUUCUCACGUCAGUUUCUUUUCAUCCUGUGCCAACAGAACGUUCAAUUGCCUGAGAAAACAUAACAGCAACAAAAAUCAAAACAAUAAUAACAGUGGUAAUAGCAAUAGUAAUGAUAGAGCCUCUUCGUGUGGAAAUAGUAUAGCCAUGUCUACUCUAGCACCGCACGGAUCUGUUUCAUCUUACAAAAGCUGUGUAUCUACUCAGCUAAAGAGCGAAGCAGAAAUCGAACGAAUCACCAAUCUCUACACAAACCACUCAAUGAACUUGGAAACACUCAUAUUCGAUCAUCCCACAGGGCUAGGACAAUUAGAUCUAUUUGAACUUUUCUUUUUCUUUGUACGCAGAUGGGGUGGUCAGUCCAAAAACGUUAACUUAUACACCUCUUAUCGCCGUGUUCACCUUUUGAAACAUAUAUCGCCUAGACUCCUCGUUCUUACGGUUCAGGUUCUCAUAGGCUAUACAAUGAGUGAAAUCAAGGAGGUUCGAUUCUUAUUAUCCAUAAAGACCCCAAUAAUAGAAAGUAUCAUUUCUCAGCUCUGUUGGUUAACGUCCGGUAAAUAUGGAUUAAAAGAAAAAGAAUGCAGUACGAUAAACUUGAAGCAGCCAAAUUUGUGGAUCUUAGAAAGUGGUGAAGAUGAACGAGAUAAUAAGGAGGUAUAA